Messenger RNA from Rhododendron vialii, 1055 nucleotides. RefSeq lists its product as uncharacterized. The transcript is spliced from 11 exons. Gene Ontology annotation, molecular function: phosphatase activity. Lineage: Eukaryota; Viridiplantae; Streptophyta; Magnoliopsida; Ericales; Ericaceae. Gene Ontology annotation, biological process: dephosphorylation. The record is from RefSeq and is a predicted model, not a curated record. Bases 138 to 881 code for a protein of 247 amino acids.
AGUUGCGAGUCGUCGUUAUUGUUUCUUUCGGUUUACGUCGGUUGUUACCGGGCAACCCGCAACCCUUUUCAAGCUUCUUCAUCACAGGAAGAAACCAGCGUUUUUAGGGUUUACUUUCCGGUAGCAGAAUCACGAAGAUGGCGUCUUUCGCGUCUCUCAAGUCGGCAAUAUUCGAUAAAGAAGCGAGAAAACAGCAGUAUCAAGCUCACAUACGAGGGCUUAACGCUUACGAUCGCCACAAGAAAUUUGUGAAUGACUAUGCUGGCUUCUAUGGGAAAGGUCAACCCGCCCCAGAAAAAUUGCCUGUAAAGACUGAUCAAGAUACUCUUAGAGAAGGAUACAGAUUUAUACGGUCUGAGGAAGAUGAUUUGGAUCCAUCUUGGGAGCAAAAAUUGGUGAAGCGGUACUAUGAUAAGCUUUUCAAAGAAUACUGCAUUGCUGAUAUGUCACAGUAUAAGAGUGGAAAGAUUGGCCUGAGGUGGAGGGUGGAAAAGGAAGUUAUAUCAGGGAAAGGACAGUUUGUAUGUGGGAACAAGCAUUGUAAUGAAAAGGAUGGACUUGCAAGUUACGAGGAAAGUGUGAAUUUUUCAUAUUUCGAAGCAGGAGAAAACAAACAGGCCCUGGUGAAACUAGUAACUUGUGAGAGAUGUGCUGAGAAGCUUCUUUAUAAGAAGAGAAAAGAGAAGGAACAAUUGAGGAAAAGAGAGAAGGAAGAGCUCCCAAAAAAGAGGGAAAGGUCAGAAAGUGGUGAUGACACUGAUACAGGAUAUGGGAGGAGCAAAGAGAGGAGAAGAGGAAGACAGGAUUCAACUUCAGCAAGUGGUCGUAAGAGUGACGAAGGAGAAAACUUUGACGAGUUUCUUGAGGGUAUGUUUCCCUGAUUCUUUGCCGAAUGAAGCAUUCCUACUUGAAAUUGCCUUCAUCCUUCUGGUACGGUGAAAUGUUAUUAUAAUCAGAGCUGAAAUUUGAAUGUUGUACAAUUAGUACUAUUGCAAAGACAAAACCAUCAGUUUAUCAUGUUUUAUCAAUUGUAAAGCAAAUAUUGCUUGCUUUAA